AUGAACGCCAAUGAGCGUCUGUGCCUCUUGAGGGUUUUUGUCAAGCUGCAGCUGUGCUUUCGAGCUGCGGCUUUUUGUAGCAGCAGGAGAUAUACCACUUGGACCGUGCAGAAGCGGCUCCCGAAAAAAAGUCGGACGUCCGACGUUGCUGACCUACGGCGUUCAAUCACCGAGACUGAACCACGAUCAUGGGCCCGCCAGAAGUUGCACGAUUCCCAGAUUGAGAAUCUCAGUGGGCAUACACGAAUAGGUGAGUCGCAGUUGGAGUCAAAUGGGGAGGACAAUCAUCCAUGGCUGUCUAUCGCCAAGUCAGCAGACUGCCAAAUGCGACUUACCAUCUGUUCGGUCAACGUCUUCAUCAGGAGCAUCAUGAUUGAAGACAAGCCGUAA
Messenger RNA from Histoplasma capsulatum G186AR, 390 nucleotides. RefSeq lists its product as uncharacterized. Lineage: Eukaryota; Fungi; Ascomycota; Eurotiomycetes; Onygenales; Ajellomycetaceae. The record is from RefSeq and is a predicted model, not a curated record. Bases 1 to 390 code for a protein of 129 amino acids. The transcript is spliced from 4 exons.